AUGGCAUAUAAAGCAGCACAUUUGGCCUUUAAGUCGCGCUGGCACAAGACAGAUGAAGAACUCUGUCGGCACAGUAUGUCCUUCAUCUUGCAUACGGCGAUCCGAAAUGACUUCUUUCAGAGUUACCUUUAUCUGCUGGAAAAGCUUCCCCUGGUGAAACUUUACGCUUUGACAAGUCAAGUUAUCAAUGGGGAGAUGCAGUUCUACGCCAGGGCCAAACACUUCUACCGGGAGGUGCCAGCCACAGAAGAGGGCAUGAUGGGAGACUACAUUGAGCUCUCCAAUACAGACAUUGAAUCCUCCAGGGAGUUUCUCAGGAGAUUUGUUGGGGGGGUGGGGAAAGCUGGCACCAACCGCGCCCUGGACUGCGGCUCUGGGAUAGGUCGCAUCAGCAAGCAUGUCCUGUUACCAGUUUUCAAGAGCGUGGAACUGGUGGAUAUGAUGGAGAAUUUCCUGGCUGAGGUCCCGAACUACCUGCAGGGCAAGGAGGACAGAGUAGAGAUGUAUUAUUGCAAAAGCCUGCAGGAAUUCACUCCAGCCCCACAAAGAUACGAUGUCAUCUGGAUUCAGUGGGUUUCAGGAUAUCUGACAGAUAAAGAUCUCCUGGAGUUUCUCAUCCGGUGCCAGAAUGGCUUGAAGGAUAAUGGUGUUAUCAUUCUCAAAGACAAUGUAGCCAGGGAGGGCUGUAUCCUGGAUUGUCUGGAUAGUAGUGUGAUCCGAGACCUGAACAUCCUCCACAGCCUCAUUGAAAUGAGUGGACUCACCAUCCUACGAGAGGAGAGGCAGGAGGGAUUCCCUGAGCAGUGUGUCCCUGUCUGGACGUUGGCCAUGCAGAAAGGCCCUGGCCAUUCCUGAUUGCAUAGUGAGACUGCAGAGACUGGACUAUGGAUGAACCGCAGGACUGGGAAGGAGAAAAGCAUCUACUAGAAUCCUCCUAACCAUGGCACUGCUACUACUACAACUCUAGGGCAGCAACUCCUAAGGGAUUGGGAGAGAAUUACAAUUGAGCCAGCUUUUCCAGGGAAUAGUCUGCUUCUAAAUCCUGCCUGCUUCAUCAUUCUCUCCAUUUUUA
Gymnogyps californianus (California condor) is the source of this 1072-nucleotide messenger RNA. RefSeq names its product N-terminal Xaa-Pro-Lys N-methyltransferase 2 (gene NTMT2). The record is from RefSeq and is a predicted model, not a curated record. Gene Ontology annotation, molecular function: N-terminal protein N-methyltransferase activity. Gene Ontology annotation, cellular component: cytoplasm. The transcript is spliced from 4 exons. The coding region runs from base 1 to 855 and encodes 284 amino acids. Lineage: Eukaryota; Metazoa; Chordata; Aves; Accipitriformes; Cathartidae. Gene Ontology annotation, biological process: N-terminal protein amino acid methylation.